AUGGCCCGCAUUCGGCCUGAUAUACUCGGCCUAUCCAUGAUGAACAAUGUGGUCCUUCCGGACGAACUAGCCACGUUAUUAUGUACCGGUUCGGGAACCGGGUCGACACUGCAGCAACCUGAGCUUGGCCAGAUCUUCAUCCCGCACAAGUGCACCUCCGCCCGCCCUCCUGGUGGCAUCGUAUUCCAUCCUGAAGUCCAUCACCCGCUGAACAAACUUUCCCUCAGCGUCCGAUCCCGCUCUCCGACGUGGCAAUACUUCAUCGGCAUGAAGGGCAGUGCCGUGGAGCGCUCGUACGAAAUCAACUUUGAGCAGAAUCCCAUUCCAGCCGUUGAUGAGCUCAAGGAGCCAAAAGUUCUUGGCACAAUAGAGAUUACCAUUGAAGCGGGGGCCAACAAGACCAAGACGAAAAGCGUGUGUCUGGUGGUUGGGUUAGAGCCGUUGGCAGAGAAUCCAUUUGGUACGCCUGCAUUGUACUUUGUUCCAUGGUGCGGGUUUGAGGAGCAGGACAAAAUUGCCCGUGCCGAGCUUGAGAGGGUAUUAGAUAAGACGUCGAGGAGAGGGGUCCUUGUGUUGGGCAAUGACGUUGUGGUUGGGACAUUUGGGUUGGAGACAAGGUAUUCGAGGUUGGUAUUUACGUUGAAGCUUGAAACCAAGGAGAUGAGGGAUAUGAGAGGGUUUACUUGGUCGAAGUGA
Messenger RNA from Metarhizium brunneum ARSEF 3297, 696 nucleotides. Lineage: Eukaryota; Fungi; Ascomycota; Sordariomycetes; Hypocreales; Clavicipitaceae. The record is from RefSeq and is a predicted model, not a curated record.